AUGGAGAACGGAUUUGACUACGUCGGCAAUGACCUCACCAACGUGCCGGCCAUCAGUCCGGGCUACUGCUGCGACCACUGCGAGAACUACCCUGGCUGCAAGGCGUUCACCUACAGCACGCACAACAACGGCACGUGCUGGCUCAAAAGCGGCCGCGGCACGGUGAGCCAGAAUCGAUACGUGGUGUCGGCGGUCAUGUCGACAGAGGCGCUGAACGUUUGCGCGCUCGAAAGCAUCAUCGACUACGUCGGCAACGACAUCGCGUCGAUGCCGCUGAGCAAUGCACUGGGAUGCUGCGCUCAGUGUCAAGCUCUACCGGGGUGCCGAGCCUACACUUUCACGAACUACAAUGGCGGCACGUGCUGGUUCAAGAGCGCAAAGGGCCGCAUGGUGGUGAAGGCAGGGGCCACCUCGGCCGACAUCUACCCAGCACCCGUCGAUGCCAUGUGCGGCCUCGAGAGCAGCAUCGACUAUGUCGGAAACGACAUGGGUAGCAAGGCAGCGGGCACGGCCAAGGAGUGCUGCGCCAUUUGCCAGGGCUGGAAUGGGUGUCGCGCGUUUUCGCGGAAGGCAGAAGUGUGCUAUCUCAAGAACCUCAAGGGCGAGACGGUGGCCAACGCCGAGGUGAUCUCUGCUGCCAUCUACGCGAGCCCUCCCGCACCGAGCUGCGCGUUGGAGAUCGGCGUGGACUACGUCGGCAAUGAUAUCGGUAACAAGCCCAGCGCUGAUGCUUACGGGUGUUGCUCGAUCUGCAUGAACACUUCUGGCUGCAAGGCCUUCUCGUGGUCGAACCACAUGGGCGGCACUUGCUGGCUCAAGAGCGCCAAGGGGAGCACGACGGCGAAGGAUGGCGUCAAGUCGGCAGUGGUCUAA
Molecule: messenger RNA, 873 nt
Organism: Phytophthora sojae
Lineage: Eukaryota; Oomycota; Peronosporomycetes; Peronosporales; Peronosporaceae
Exons: 1
Coding region: 1-873 (290 amino acids)
Biological process (GO): proteolysis
Cellular component (GO): extracellular region
Molecular function (GO): protein binding
Source: RefSeq, a predicted model, not a curated record